AUGUGCGACUUCUCGUGCUACGGCGGUCCAAGUGAGGAGUGGCUAGCGGUGCAAGCAGAGUUGCCGCGGCCGGCUGAUCUCGAGCUGUUGGAGAAGAAGACAAUCACAAAUCAAGGUCGUGAAGCAAUAGCAGCAGAGGGAAUGAAGGAAUUUGCAGCCCUAGUGUCCAUACGAGACUUCUUCAUCCCGACUCGCGACGGCAGCACGAUCGAGGCAAGGACCUACCGACCAGCGGACCUGCCCAACACGAGACAACUGCCUGUUUACAUCCAUCUACACGGCGGGGGUUUCUUGUUUGGCACACUAGCCUCAGAGGAUGCGAUAUGUUCGCGCAUUGCUGUGAACACGCACGUCGUGGUCCUCAAUGUGAACUAUCGCCACACUCCAGAGUUCACAUAUCCUACAGCAUGGCACGAUGUGCAGGAUAGUUUUAUGUGGGCUCAUGCACACAUGCACAACCUGGGUGGAGAUGGAACAAAGGUCGUCGUAGGUGGGAUCUCUGCAGGCGCACAAAUGACCGCGUCACUGGUGCUCGAAAAGCACCUUGGCAACAUAGCGCAGGAUUGUCCACCUAUCGCGGGUCAGAUUCUGAUGAUACCCUGCCUGGUAAACAUGGACUGCUACGAGCCACAGUUGGCAAAGAUGAAGGACCCGUCAAUUUCCUCGGUUGUCGAAAAUGAAUUUGCACCAAUUCUUCCCAUGAAGACAGCGAGAUUCUUUACGGAUCUUCUCCAAAUACAGGAUCCUCGCCCUUCAGAUACCAAGCUUAACCCUGGGAAUGCUUCCCCUGGACAAGUCCGCGGUCUCCCCCCAACGGUCUUUGGCAUCGCUGGCCUCGAUCCUCUCCGUGAUGAAGGACUUUUGUAUGCGAAAAUGCUCACUGAGAACAAGUAUUUAUCAGCCAUUCUCGAAACGUCUACCAGGGCUUGGCAUGGCUGA
Molecule: messenger RNA, 939 nt
Organism: Thyridium curvatum
Lineage: Eukaryota; Fungi; Ascomycota; Sordariomycetes; Thyridiales; Thyridiaceae
Exons: 1
Coding region: 1-939 (312 amino acids)
Molecular function (GO): hydrolase activity
Source: RefSeq, a predicted model, not a curated record